AUGCGCUCUGAUGCCCUCGACACAUCACUUUGCUACAGCUUCUGCACCAGCAAAGGGCUGGAUCUCUCUGGCAUUGUGGGCGGCAAGGAGUGCCGCUGUGGAGCCUCCCGACUUAACCGGGCUAUUUGGAUGGGCAAGGAGGCCCGCCCUGGUCUCUUACUGCCGAGCGAGGCCAUGUCGGAAUGCAGGACACAUUCGGGGACGGAUUGCCCAAUCCGCAUCUAUCGCUUCCGCGGCCCGUUCCUGAGUUUUGGCGUGCCACCGGCUCGCUUGCAACUCAGCGCCCGGGAUAUCAACUAUGUGGACUCUAUCGUGACUGGGCACAUUGACCCCGACGUGGAGGGCAGGCCCGAUCUAGAGCCAAAGACAUCCUCGGCGACGGCACCUUCCUUGCUGACAUCGGAAGAGGCAGAAGGGGCCUGUCCCUAUUGUCCCAGCUUUGUUCGGCAUUGUGACGGCUUGGGGAGCUGCUGGAUGGGGCGGAAUUGGAGGGAUCGCCGGCCAGCCGCGACUGGCGAAUGGGCGGAGGAGGUGGUCGUACCGUAUUUUUUCGAUUCAGACGUAGACCAGACGCGCAAGGAAGCUUUUCGGGCAGCCACCAGGGUAUAUCAGACAGUGACCUGCAUCAGGUUUGUGGAAGUCGAGUCCAACCACACGGCUGCAGCUCUGCUUCGAGUCGGAAUCUUGGUGGGAGUCUAUAGCUCCUCGAGUUGCUGGUCGCAUCUCGGAGCACACGCGGAGACGCGAUUCAACCUCGGCUCAUGUAUGAACAUGAACCAUGUGGGCGAGAUCCUUCACAACCUUGGCCACACCCUUGGCAUGCUGGACGAGCAGCAGAGACCCGACGCAACAGGGAACUACCAUGGACAUGGACCGUACUUGCGGGUGUUUUGGCAGAAUGUCCCAUACCCUUGGCGUCCUGUGCUCACUCCACGGGAGGCGGCUUAUACCGGUUCCGCUUAUGACGGGGAAGGGGAUGCUUUCUGGGGCUAUGCGCCUUAUGACUUUGAUAGCAUCAUGCACCUCCCCCCGAAUCUGCAUGGCAGCCCCAUCUAUGAGACAAUUCCCGCAAGCAAGAUUGGAGCGGUCGGCCAACGCAGCCAGCUCUCACAUGCGGACGUCCUCCAGCUGCUGGAUUCUUACAGGUGCAGGCAGGCGUCGACCACCACUACCACAACCACACAGACGACCGUAGCGAGUUCCACGACGACCACGCCAAGGGCAGUGCAAGGAUGCACCCAAAAUCGAGAUUGUGCAGUGAAUCCGUGGUGCAACGAUCCGAACUACCAAGAGUGGUGCCCCCAGCAGCACUCGGUUUGCCCUGCACCUUACUGCGUGAACGAUGAUGGGAGAUGA
Molecule: messenger RNA, 1356 nt
Organism: Symbiodinium natans
Lineage: Eukaryota; Dinophyceae; Suessiales; Symbiodiniaceae
Source: the annotation of a GenBank genome assembly